CGGGCUCGGCGCCCCGCGCGCUUCCACGAUGGCUUCUCUGCCGCGGCGGCGACUGCGCCUUCGCCCCCGCCGCCUCCUGCUCCUUCUGCCCGGAAUCCUGCUGCCUCUUUGCGGCGCCUUCAAUCUAGAUGUGGAGAGUCCUGCGGAGUACUCCGGCCCAGAGGGAAGUUACUUCGGCUUCGCGGUGGACUUCUUCGUGCCCAGCGCGUCUUCCAGGAUGUUUCUUCUGGUGGGAGCGCCCAAAGCGAACACUACCCAGCCUGGGAUUGUGGAAGGAGGGCAAGUCCUUAAGUGUGACUGGUCUUCUCACCGCAGGUGCCAGCCAAUUGAAUUUGAUGCAACAGGCAACAGAGAUUAUGCCAAGGAUGAUCCAUUGGAGUUUAAGUCUCAUCAGUGGUUUGGAGCAUCUGUGAGGUCAAAACAGGAUAAAAUUUUGGCCUGUGCCCCCCUGUAUCACUGGAGGACUGAGGUGAAGCAGGAAAGAGAGCCUGUUGGAACAUGCUUUCUUCAGGACGGAACAAAGACUGUUGAGUAUGCUCCAUGCAGAUCAAAAAAUAUUGAUGCUGAUGGACAGGGAUUUUGUCAAGGAGGAUUCAGCAUUGAUUUUACUAAAGCUGACAGAGUACUUCUUGGUGGUCCUGGCAGUUUUUACUGGCAAGGUCAACUCAUUUCCGAUCAAGUAGCAGAAAUUGUAUCUAAAUAUGACCCCAAAGUUUACAGCAUCAAGUAUAAUAACCAGUUAGCAACUCGGACUGCACAAGCUAUUUUUGAUGACAGUUAUUUGGGUUACUCAGUGGCUGUCGGAGAUUUCAACGGUGAUGGCAUAGAUGACUUCGUUUCAGGAGUUCCAAGAGCAGCAAGGACUUUGGGAAUGGUUUAUAUUUAUGAUGGGAAAAACAUGUCCUCCUUACACAAUUUUACUGGUGAACAGAUGGCUGCAUAUUUUGGAUUUUCUGUCGCUGCCACUGACAUUAAUGGGGAUGAUUACGCGGAUGUGUUUAUCGGCGCACCUCUCUUCAUGGAUCGUGGUUCUGAUGGCAAGCUCCAGGAGGUGGGACAGGUCUCGGUGUCUCUGCAGAAAGCUUCGGGAGACUUCCAGACCAUCAAGCUGAAUGGUUUUGAGGUCUUUGCAAGGUUCGGCAGUGCCAUAGCCCCUUUGGGAGAUCUAGACCAGGAUGGCUUCAACGAUAUUGCAAUUGCUGCUCCAUAUGGGGGUGAAGAUAAAAAAGGAAUUGUUUAUAUUUUCAAUGGAAGACCCACAGGCUUGAAUGCAGUACCAUCUCAGAUCCUGGAAGGGAAGUGGGCAGCUCGGAGCAUGCCACCAAGCUUUGGCUAUUCCAUGAAAGGAGCCACGGAUAUAGACAAGAAUGGAUAUCCAGACUUAAUUGUAGGAGCUUUUGGUGUAGAUAGAGCUGUAUUAUACAGGGCCAGACCAGUUAUCACUGUAAAUGCUGGCCUUGAAGUGUACCCUAGCAUUUUAAAUCAAGAAAAUAAAACCUGCUCUCUGCCUGGGACAGAUCUCAAAGUUUCCUGUUUUAACGUCAGGUUCUGCUUAAAGGCAGAUGGCAAAGGAGCACUUCCUAGGAAACUUGACUUCCAGGUGGAGCUUCUUUUGGAUAAACUCAAGCAGAAAGGAGCAAUUCGACGAGCACUCUUUCUCCAUAACAGGUCCCCGGGUCACUCCAAGAACAUGACCAUCUCAAGGGGGGGACAGAUGCAGUGUGAGGAGCUGAUCGCAUAUCUGCGGGAUGAAUCUGAAUUUAGAGACAAACUCACUCCAAUUACUAUUUUUAUGGAGUAUUGGUUGGAUUAUCGAACAGCUGCUGAUGCAACAGGGUUGCAACCUAUUCUUAACCAGUUUACUCCGGCCAAUGUUAGUCGACAGGCUCAUAUUCUACUUGACUGUGGUGACGACAAUGUCUGUAAACCCAAACUGGAGGUUUCUGUAGACAGCGAUCAAAAGAAGAUCUAUGUUGGGGACGACAACCCUCUGACCUUGAUUGUUAAGGCUCAGAAUCAGGGAGAAGGUGCCUAUGAAGCCGAGCUCAUCGUUUCCAUCCCACUGCAGGCUGAUUUCAUCGGGGUUGUCCGCAACAGUGAAGCCUUAGCAAGACUUUCCUGUGCGUUUAAGACAGAAAACCAAACCCGCCAGGUGGUUUGUGACCUUGGAAACCCAAUGAAGGCUGGAACUCAACUCUUAGCUGGGCUUCGUUUCAGUGUCCACCAGCAAUCAGAGAUGGAUACGUCUGUGAAAUUUGAUUUACAAAUUCAAAGCUCCAAUCUUUUUGAUAAAGUAAGCCCGGUUGUAUCUUACAAAGUUGACCUUGCUGUUUUAGCUGCUGUUGAGAUAAGAGGAGUCUCAAGUCCUGAUCACAUCUUUCUUCCGAUUCCAAAUUGGAAGUACAAAGAGAACCCUGAGACUGAAGAAGAUGUUGGGCCAGUUGUUCAGCACAUCUAUGAGCUGAGAAACAACGGUCCGAGUUCAUUCAGCAAGGCAAUGCUGCAUCUUCAGUGGCCUUACAAAUAUAACAAUAACACUUUGUUGUACAUCCUUCAAUAUGAUAUUGAUGGGCCAAUGAACUGCACUUCAGAUAUGGAGAUUAACCCUUUGAGAAUUAAGAUCUCAAAUUCACAAGCAACUGAAAAGAAUGAUACAAGUGGUGGGCAAGGUGACCGGAACCAUCUCAUCACGAAGCGGGAUCUCACCCUCAAUGAAGGAGAUGUUCACACUUUGGGUUGUGGAAUUGCUGAAUGCUUGAAGAUUGUCUGCCAGGUGGGGCGACUGGACAGAGGAAAGAGUGCAAUCCUGUAUGUAAGGUCUCUACUGUGGACCGAGACCUUUAUGAAUAAGGAAAACCAGAAUCAUUCAUAUUCUUUGAAAUCGUCUGCUUCAUUUAAUGUCAUAGAGUUUCCUUAUAAAAACCUUCCAAUUGAUGACAUCUUCAACUCCACAUUGGUUACCACUAAUGUCACCUGGGGCAUUCAGCCAGCACCCAUGCCUGUACCUGUGUGGGUGAUCAUUUUAGCAGUUCUAGCAGGAUUGUUGUUACUGGCUGUUUUAGUUUUCGUAAUGUACAGGAUGGGCUUUUUUAAGCGUGUACGGCCACCUCAAGAAGAGCAAGAAAGGGAACAGCUUCAGCCUCAUGAAAAUGGUGAAGGAAACUCAGAAACUUAACUGUAAUUUUUAAGUCAUGCUACAUCCUGAUCCAUUAGAAGUUCCAACUUCAGUUUAGAUUUUAAUUUCCUUCCUGAGGAAUAAAAUUCCAAGACUGUACUGCUGAUGGUGCCCAUUGGUAUUAACCACAAAGUGAGAACAAUAUUUAUCAUCCUUUUCAUUAUAAUUAAUUUCAGACAUACAUUUAAUACACCUACUGACUUGUGUUUUUAGGUAUUUAAAUAAUAACAUUUCAAGUGAUAGGUCUUCUUCAAUGUACAUAAGAUAGCACCUGAAUUACCACUUUAUCUAAAAUAUUACCUCCUACAAUUACUGUUUCUGAUUACUGUUUCUGAUUUUGUAUGUUGGAUUUUGUUUGUCGUCGUUUUUGUUGUUUUAAAGCAAUCCAAAUUUGGACCUUAGUAUCCACAUCUUUUGUGCAGAUACAUAAUAUUAAUACACGUUACACUACACUUGAGUUUUCAAGUUAACUUCAUAGCUGUAUAAACUUGGAUUUUAAUAUUACCUAUAUGGUAGGACUUUAAAAAAAGAAAAAAAGCAUGAUCCCAUCAAAACUCUUUGUUGUAACUGCAAAGGUACAGAUUUUUGUUUUAAUGUGAAAAUUGAGUACAUGCUAUUAAACUUUUAUUUAUAUUUUUAUCCACAGUCCAUUUGAUGACAUUUUAUUUUGUAUAAGUUUAAAUUCUAUUUCAAAUUCUUUAAGUCACCUUAUACUAAAAGAUUAGUUUUUCCUGGUAACUCAGCAGUAAAGAAUCUACCUGCAAUGCAGGAGAUGUGGGUUCCAUCCCUGGGUCAAGAAGACUACCUGGAUAAGGGCAUGGCAACCCACUCCAGUAUUGGAGUUCUCUUGCCUGGAAAAUUCCAUGGAUAGAGGAGCCUGGCAGGCUAUGGUCCAUGGUGUUGCAAAGAGUUGGACUUGACUGAGCAACUAAUACACACAUAAGUUAUAUUUCAAAUCCUUUAAGUCAACUUAUACUAAAAAUUAGUUUUAUAAUCAAAAUUGCCUCUUUUGUGUAAUUGUUUAAUUUCUGCUAAACAUCAUGAUGCUGGAAGCUAUAUAGAUUUGGAAAUCGUUUCCAAAGUAUAUUCUAUUGCAUUAGUCUGGCUAUAGACAAUACCAAAAAAAAAAAAAACCAACCAUUUAAAUUAAAAGGCUAUGUAGUUCUUUGACAGAGUUGCUUAUUGAUAGUUUGUUCUUAGAUUAGAGCAAGAGUUUUUAGUUGGGAUUAAUUUAUUUUCCUCCUAUAUAUGUAUUUUUCCUUAUAUUUUCAAAAUUGUUAUUGAGAAUGUGUCAAGAUCAAUGAGAAAACUUUACAAUUUAUAAGAACAUGCACUCAAUCUCUGAAUCCCAUGAGAAAUGCAUGGAAUUGAAAUUCUUAAGGUAGCUCACUGGUUUACUUCUAGCAAUAGCAUGAUGCUACUCGCAUGGAUAUUACCUCAGUUGAAACCAGGUAUGACAUGUAAAACCAGUCUCAGCUAUCAUCAUAACUUCUUAGAGGUUAUUUUAUAGGCAAUUCAAGUUAUUGGAAACCUUUUAAAAUUUUCUUAGUCUUAUUAAUAUAAACUACUUUUCUAGGAUUUUUAAAUAAAAGCUGUACAGGUGGGCAAGUUGUAGUUUUUUAAGUCUGUAGGGUGAUGAAUCUUCUAGAAGAUUAUGUGAAUUAUUCACAGUUCCUCUAGGCCUGGGGAUAACUGUUAAUUAUACCUAUUUUUUGUAAUUACGUCAUGUUGUGCAUUAGAAAUUGAGAGUUCAAUAGCUUUUUAACUACUGCCUUCAUUAGGCGAUGAUAAAUAUUUCCCUUAGAUAAUUGAAUAUUUUUCCAUGUUUUAAAAAUAAUUGAAAUUUUCUUGCCACGGCUUGUGUUAUAACUCCUUACACAAGUGGCUAAACUAGAACACAUUCAUAAAAAUAGAGGCAUAUGUAGGUGAGUUGUACAAGUUAGAACAUUGACAAGACCCUAUAUUUAGCUUUAGUGAUUUUCAAAACUAAUUGGUUUUGUAAUAUAGAUUUUACUAGUAGCUUAAAAGAUUGUAGGUAGUCAUAUACAAUAAGUAUUUUUGUUACCAAUAAAUUUAAAGUUUUUUAAGUAAAAAAAUUUUUAUCAUAGGGCUUGCCACCAGACAGUUGCUAAGUUGGUCUAGAACAGAGUUUACCUCACCUGUUUUCCCAUCUAAUACCAGUCAUUCCUGAAAAUAUCUGUUAGAUAGAAAGUCACUCUUUCAAAAAGUUAAAUGUUACUAUUUGCUUUUGCACAAUCUGUUCCUUUUAUGGCCCUUCUCUCAAGAUAUCUUUUAUGAGAGAUUGACGAAGGAGCCAAGAUUGUGCAGUUGGGAGAGCGUUAGACUGGAGGAGACUGAAGGGUCUUGUCAUGAAAAUUAACAUGUUGUUUUAAAUUGCUCUUAUGAACUGUAGUUUAAAGCAAUAGUAUUUUCCUUAAAAAAAAACAAAAGAAAGAAAAUUUUAUCUCUACAAAAUAUGGUAGUCUAGUCUUCGAAGACUAAAAACCUAGUCUUUGAAGAAAAUAUUUGGCAAAAUGUUGGGAUUAAAGUAACAUGAAUGUUUUGGUUAAAAUGUCAAAAAAUAAACACUGCUGUAUUUGUGCUUUAUUGAGAACUGAAAGCUGUUUUGACUGUAAAAUUCUUAUAAUCUGAUUCAGUUUAAGAAAUCACAUAUCGUUGGAGUUGGGAAUAUCAUAAAACAUUUGAUACUGGUAAGAAAUUGAUUAUGCUGUUGAUUUCUUAUGUAGGCAUUUAUUUCAGACUUAAUAUUUUGAGAAACAUUUGUGUGAGGGAUGCUCUUUCCUUUUCUUUCCUUUAGCUUUCUGUUGUAAUUAGUGAUUAUUGUAAUUCUGAUUAAGUUCUUAAUGUAAAACAGUUAAUCAAAAUACUAGUGCCACAGUUCUGUUUUGAAACUAAUUAUUCAUAGUAAAUUCUCAUUAAUACUUUAUAUAAAGAGAAAAUUCAAGUGUUAGAGGCUAUACUGACUUCUUUAAGAGGAUGUGAAAGAUUUCUGAUAGUGAAUCAUAACCCUAAGAGAGAUUUAUGUGGCAAAAGUAUAGUGUAUAAUCAGCGGGUUUUUUAUAAGGCAUACAGUCUGUAAAUUGAUAGAUGUUCCUGUGUUAUAGAAUGUAGUGUUGAGCUUGCAAAGAAUAAGCCAUUCUUGGAAUAUUUGUGUACAACUGUUGCUUAUCUCAGUAUCACUGUGUUAGUGCUCUUGGAUAGCUUAUAUAUGUGAUAGUUUGGUUAAUAAGAAAAAUACAAAAUUUGAAAAUUGAAUAUAAGAUCAAAAAUAGCAAAUGAAAUGAUGUAAUGCUCAGUGUUGUAGAGAGUAUUUCUUUUAACUUGUUGGUAGGCUAGUUUGGACAAUGAACCUAUGAACAUGUAGCAUGCAUAUAUGCUUGUAUUUCAUUGUAAUUUCUCAUACAUAAUGAAUUUCUUGGCAGAGGUACUGAAUCUUUGAUCUUUUUUUGCUGUCAUUCUUCUCAAGUGCAAUAUAACAAUAUAACCAAACCUAGAUAUUUCAAAGUCUAAUUUAGUAAACCUAAUCUAAAAGAAUUUAUUAGUAUUUUUGUUAGCAGGAAGGAGGGAUUCUGAGAUGGAUAUAUGAAUGAAGUUAUUUGCCCCUAAAAGGUCCUUCUACCCUUUAUUCAUUCUACACUUUAUUUCAGGCUGAACGUGAACUAUUCCCUGCUAGUUUUGAAACACUUUGCAGUAUCUUAAAGUUACUUGGAAGUUGUGUAUAUCAAUUAAUUUCCUACCUAGGUAACAUAGAAAGUCAUUUUCUUUCUUUAGCUCUCUUGUGAUCACCCACAUUGGGUGAGGCAUAAAGUGGGUGUGUUCUAAAAUGUAUGAUUUGCUAACUUGAUUUGAGUUAGUGAAAACUGGUACAGUGUUCUUCUUACUAGUUUCCAGUAUGUAACUUGUGUCUGUUCAAUAAACUUGAGCAUGUGGUGCCA
Messenger RNA from Dama dama (fallow deer), 7131 nucleotides. It is a transcript of the gene ITGAV, whose product is annotated as integrin subunit alpha V. Gene Ontology annotation, biological process: integrin-mediated signaling pathway; cell adhesion mediated by integrin; cell-matrix adhesion. Lineage: Eukaryota; Metazoa; Chordata; Mammalia; Artiodactyla; Cervidae. Gene Ontology annotation, cellular component: integrin complex; external side of plasma membrane. The transcript is spliced from 30 exons. The record is from RefSeq and is a predicted model, not a curated record. The coding region runs from base 29 to 3175 and encodes 1048 amino acids. Gene Ontology annotation, molecular function: integrin binding.